Molecule: messenger RNA, 4543 nt
Organism: Portunus trituberculatus (swimming crab)
Lineage: Eukaryota; Metazoa; Arthropoda; Malacostraca; Decapoda; Portunidae
Product: potassium voltage-gated channel protein Shaw-like
Exons: 13
Coding region: 562-2913 (783 amino acids)
Biological process (GO): potassium ion transmembrane transport; protein homooligomerization
Cellular component (GO): axon; voltage-gated potassium channel complex; neuronal cell body membrane
Molecular function (GO): protein binding; delayed rectifier potassium channel activity
Source: RefSeq, a predicted model, not a curated record
GAGUGGAUGGUGAGGAGGGAUGGUGGACAAGGCGAGGCCGCGGCACCAGGACGAGGAGUCACCACAGCACUGAUGGAUGUGGUGCCUCUGAUCCUCCUUCCUGCUGCUGCUGCUGCUGCUGCUGCUGCUGGGUGUCUAUUGACGAAGAUCACCACGCAGAGGCCUCUCACCACUACUACACCACACAUACACCUCACUACACUUACUCCCUCCAAACAAUUACAACACCACCACCACAUACACCACACCACACACCGCCAUACACCACCAAAGCUACAUCACAAUAAACAGCGAUUCUUCCACCACUAUCACCACACACACACACACACACACACACACACACACACACACCACAAACAUUUAUACCACCACAGCUACACCACAAUACAAAACAAGCCAUUAACAUCAUCAAAACCUCAUUAUCACCACCAUACACAAACACAUUGAGAAUACAAAACACCAAAAGUUAUCAACACCGGAGGGAGAAGAACUAUUACGACCACCACCACUACCACCACCACCACCACCACCACCACCACCACCACCAGCGCCUCCUGAGCCAUGGACGGAGAGAACAGAAUAAUCCUAAACGUCGGAGGAAUAAGAUUCGAGACAUACAAGGCAACACUGAAGAAGAUCCCGGCCACCAGACUCUCCCGCCUGACGGAGGCGCUGGCGAACUAUGACCCGGUGCUAAAUGAGUACUUCUUCGACCGGCAUCCGGGAGUGUUUGCCCAGAUUCUCAACUACUACAGAACGGGCAAGCUGCACUACCCGACCAAUGUUUGUGGCCCGCUUUUCGAAGAGGAGCUGGAGUUCUGGGGACUGGAUUCGAACCAAGUGGAGCCGUGUUGCUGGAUGACGUACACGAUACACCGGGACACGCAGGCGACUCUGGCCAUCCUCGACAAGCUGGACGUGGACACCGAUCAGCCGUCAGAGGAGGAGAUCGCCCGCAAGUUUGGCUACGAGGAGGAUUACCUCAGCGGGCGCAUGUCGUGGUGGCAGAGGACCAGACCCAAAGUAUGGGCGCUCUUCGACGAACCUUACUCCUCUUGGAUGGCUAAGCAGGUGAUCGCCAUGCUGUCAGUCUUCUUCAUCGUGGUCUCCAUCCUGUCCUUCUGCCUCAAGACGCACCCCAAUAUGCGUGUACCGGUCAUCGUGAACGUGACAGUCAGAUCCGUAGACAGAAACGGCUCUGUCGCGUCCAGCUGGUACCUCAACAAAGACAGGACGGAUCCCCACGCUGCCUUCUUUUACGUGGAGGCAGCGUGCAAUGCGUGGUUCACCUUCGAGAUCCUAAUGCGCUUCACAGUCACGCCGAUGAAGCUCGAGUUUGUCAAGAAUACCAUCAACAUCAUCGACUUUGUGGCCACCCUCUCCUUCUACAUGGAUAUUAUUCUCAACUACACUCAGUUUGCGGGCAACGAGGACAACGCAGGAAAGGCGGCGGAGGUCAUUGAGUUUUUCAGCAUCAUAAGGAUCCUGCGACUGUUCAAGCUGACAAGACACUCGGGCGGGCUCAAGAUUCUUAUCCACACCUUCAAGGCCUCGGCGAAGGAACUCACCCUCCUCGUCUUCUUCCUCGUCUUGGGCAUCGUCAUCUUCGCCAGUCUUGUCUACUACGCCGAGAGGUUACAGGCCAAUCCUCACAACGACUUCAAGAGCAUUCCUGAGGGGCUGUGGUGGGCUAUCGUGACCAUGACCACGGUGGGGUACGGGGAUAUGGUGCCUAAGACGUACGUGGGCAUGUUCGUGGGCGCGUUGUGUGCCCUGGCUGGCGUGCUCACCAUUUCCCUGCCCGUGCCUGUCAUCGUGUCCAAUUUCUCGAUGUUCUAUAGCCAUACUCAGGCUCGCUCUAAGCUUCCCAAGAAGAGGCGUCGAGUGUUGCCGGUGGAGCAACCGAGGAGAGCAGCGCGCCAGGCGAGGCCAGAGGGCGGCUUGAACCGCAGAAUGAACGCCAUUAAGCACCACCACCCCGGCCUGAAGGAUGGCCUCACACCCAAGUUGUCGGGUGCCAUGGACAACCUCCUCGCAGGCACGCUGAACGGGUAUGGGCAGGUGGGUGGGAUUAAGGCCCUCAGCUUGUAUGCCACAGGUCAGAGUGGACUCACGCUCCCCCUCCAAGCCCGCCCCGCCCCGGGCUCUGAGGUGUGGCCCAGCUCUGCCUCGCCCCUCCUGCCGCAGGUCCGGGAGCCCGCAGGCUGUGACUCCUACUACAGCAGCUCCCCGACGCCCCUCCACCCUCCUGUGCUGGACCCGGCGGCGCUCGGCAAGCAAACUAAAGGGGACAAGGAAUCACCUGGUCUCCUGCAGCCCCGCUCAGCCACCUUCAGCCUUGGCUCUGGGCCUCCACGCCGUACCUCCUCGGGCUCCGUGCUGGCGCUGCGUGGCAUAGCCUCCCUAACUGAGACGCUAGCCUCCCCAGGGGCCUAUUUGGCCUCCACGUUGGGCCUUAUGGCCUCCUCCUGCUCUGAUCCGUCCGUCGCCAACACCAGUCAGUCAGCAGACGCCAGCAAAGCCUUCACUAGCCAGCAGGAACGACCGGCGCCCCCUGCACCCUCACCAACCAGCCUCCUCAUGGACGCCCACGCCACCCUAGGGCUGAUGGGCCUGGUGCUGCCACGGGGAAGCUCCCCUGAUGUGGGUGGGAUCGCGACAGAACGCCCACGAAGUCCUAGCCUCAUCGUGACCACCCAAAACAACAAUAAUAACAAUAACACCAGAAGCCUUGCAGAGGGAGAAGGGGAGGGCGGCAGGAGAUCAGAAGGAGAACCCAAGCCUCCACCUAUUCAUAUCGAACUCGCAGACUCCCCGCCACACCACCUGCAGGCCGCCCCUCAGUCCCAGUUCAGCCUCGUCGUCCCACGCAGGUCGUCGGGGCCAGCAAUACCGGAGGCGGACAUUCUCUGAGCCGCCACUAACAACGACCCGUGGCCUCCAAAGCUGUCCAUUAGGAGGUCGUGUGUCGAUAAGCGUCUGUGUGGUCGUCUCGCUUAGUGUAGUGUUGAGAAUGACGAGACGAGUGCCACCAAUACCACCGCCACGAUUACUGCACUGCUUCAUACCUCACGUCAAUUUGGUGGGGUGAGGAUCGUCCUCGCUCCAUGACGCGCCUGUACACGCUCAAUCGUCCUGGUCGAAAGUAGUAGUGGUUAAGGCCCCUUUCUUGAGCCUCCCAGCCAGCCAGCCUCCUUGUAAGUGCCAUGUGACGGCUGGGUGAGGAGAGAAAAAGGGCCAACACGAAGUAGCUCCGACAUUCCGGCCUCAAAAUAAAACUAUUGACCUCACGACCUCAAACUUACGAAACCCCGUGUAAAAAAAUAAAUAAAUAAUGCGUGAAAAAAGGAAAGCCUUAUAACAUUUAUAUAACUUUAAGAGCCACCUUUUUGUAGGGGCUAAAAAAAACACUAGUGAGAGGAGGAAGAGAAAGACGGUGAAAAGGAAGAGAGGAGAAGGGGAAGGAGGUGAUAAGGAUAUUUGAGAUGACGAGGAACUGUGAGAAGAAAAAGAAGUAAAGGAAAAAGAUGAAGAUGGCGGAGGUUAUGAGGACAAGGAUGGAGACAAGGGAAGUAUGAGGAGGUAGAUGAAAGUAAAGCAACGAAUAUGUUGGAGAAUGUUAGGAUGAAGAAAGAGAAUAUAUGGAAGAGAAGAAUAGAGAAGACAACUAGACGGCACAGAACAUCAAAAAAAAAUAUUGUCUCGUCAACUUCAGUGUCUCAAAAUGGAUCAAUCAAACAAAGCCAAACAAAUGAAAACGAAAAGAAAAGAAAAAUAAAGUUCCCCUAAAUCUUACACUUCCUCCCCUAACAAAAAAAAAACUUCCUAAAGUGAGAAAAACAUACAUAUUAUAUUUUUUGCUGUACAGCCAUAAUAACAAUGGUAAUAUCCCAGGUGUUGUGUGUCCCGAGCUCCAAAGAAACAAGAUAAAAGAGGAAGAAGAAAAAGGAGCUGCGAGAAUGUUGCGAUGAUGCUGUUGCUGCUUUUCCUCUGUAGUCAUUUACAUUCCUUUGUUUACCUUACCUUUGCAACCUCCCUCCGGCCACACACACACACACACACACACACACACACACACACACACACACACACACACACACACACACACACACACACACACACAGCGGAUAAUACUUUAAUUUCUUUUCUUUGCGUUGAUUCGACAAAAGAUACAAAGUUCAUCCCAUAAAUAAGACACUUUGGCAAGAAUUGAAUUUUUUUCAUGCUGAGAGAGAGAGAGAGAGAGAGAGAGAGAGAGAGUAGGGAAGAGGAUGGGGACAGUACUCAACAGUAAUAUAUUUUCCAAUUUAUUCCUUUAUGGCCGAAUAGAAGUAGUUUCGUACAAAAGAAAAUCUACAUCCACCAAGAAAUUGAUUUUUUUCCCUUCUCUCUCUCUCUCUCUCUCUCUCUCUCUCUCUCUCUCUCUCUCUCUCUCUCUCUCUCUCUCUCUCUCUCUGGGAGCAGAUUGUGGCGAAGAAUGGUAUUUCUCUUAUGUGGAAACUUCUGGGGCUCAGCGAGGGACUUUGGCGUUGUUAAAUUGAAU